AUGUUUGGCGGUGUACUUCGUUAUAUCAAGUGUUGCAGCUCACGAUGGCGAGAUGUUGGGCUCCAGAAUGCGCCAACGCUGUUUGACAAAAAGAAAUAUAGUUUCUUCAGGUUUAAACUGAGCCGGGGAGGUGUAAAAGUGGCUCGGGUUACAUGUGACUUCAAGUAUAGAGUCCAAUCUGCUGGAGAAGAAGAGAUUUGCAUUGCAUGAUAAUGUCCUUCAGCGAGUCAUUUUUUAGG
Gryllus bimaculatus (two-spotted cricket) is the source of this 239-nucleotide messenger RNA. NCBI's taxonomy places the organism in Eukaryota, Metazoa, Arthropoda, Insecta, Orthoptera, Gryllidae. The record is from the annotation of a GenBank genome assembly.